AUGCCUUUGAACAAUAAUGCUUUAGGCUUUGUUUUUGUUGAUCCUUCGCGACAGAUUUCUCGUAAAAAACUUCUCGAAGAGAUUCAGCUCCUUAAACUUCAAGAUAUCUUCCUUAGAAGCAGAAAUUUCUUCGCUUCAUCAAUUGGUUUCUCAGUUGACUCUUCUCGAUUUGAUUCUUAA
Messenger RNA from Dentiscutata erythropus, 180 nucleotides. Lineage: Eukaryota; Fungi; Glomeromycota; Glomeromycetes; Diversisporales; Gigasporaceae. The record is from the annotation of a GenBank genome assembly.